This is a messenger RNA of Cladophialophora yegresii CBS 114405, 1488 nucleotides long. RefSeq lists its product as uncharacterized. Lineage: Eukaryota; Fungi; Ascomycota; Eurotiomycetes; Chaetothyriales; Herpotrichiellaceae. Gene Ontology annotation, molecular function: transmembrane transporter activity. The record is from RefSeq and is a predicted model, not a curated record. Gene Ontology annotation, biological process: transmembrane transport. The transcript has a single exon. Bases 1 to 1488 code for a protein of 495 amino acids.
AUGCCUCCGCAUGGCCGCAGUCUCGGCGAUGACGAACAACGGCCACUUCUUCAUCCCGACAGCGAUGCAGCAAGCCAGUACAGCCAUGAAACCCUCCAGGUUCAAUUCACUGCAGACGAUGAAGAGAACCCGCGAGCAUGGGGCCCACGCAAGAAACUCAUCAACGUCGCCAUCAUCGCCUUGAUGGCCAUCUUGACGCCUCUUGCCUCGUCCAUGUUCACGCCGGGCAUCCGACAGAUCGCCGAUGAUUUGCACACGACUGAGCAGAAAGUCAUCGCCACCACGACGGGCUUUGUCAUCAUGAUGGGAUUCGGGCCCUUGGUCUGGGCUCCCCUGUCAGAGGACUUUGGCAGGCGCACGCUCUACAUCUUCUGUUUCGCCGUGUUUACGGUGCUGCAGGCGGCGAGCGCCGUGAGUCCGAACAUCAGCUCGCUGAUCGCCAUCAGGACCAUCAGCGGCUUCUUCGGCAGUGUCGGCCUCGCCAACGGAGGCGGCACCAUCAACGACAUGUACGAGCCGUCGGAACGCGCAGGGGUCUUUGGCUGGUAUCUGCUGGGCCCGCUUUUGGGUCCCACGCUGGGUCCGCUCUUUGGGGGUGUCAUCGUCACUCGCCUGGGUUGGAGAUGGAUUUACUGGAUUCUUACCAUCAUCUGUGCCAUCAACACGGGCAUCGGGUACUUGUUCCUCCGGGAGACGUACGCGCCCGUGCUCCUGGCCCGUCGCAAGGCAGAGCUUACGCAACGAGAUGACACGGGCGGGAAGAGGAUGAGGUACUAUUUCGACGGCGAGGACGAACGGCCGCUGUCGAAGAAGCUCCUCGCGAGCAUGAAGCGGCCGUUUGUCAUCUUCGUGCAGCCCAUCGUCUUGACCAUGAGCCUGUAUCAAGCACUCAUUUUCGGCACCACCUACAGCAUCUAUACGAACAUGCAAAAGAUCUACUCGGAAGAGCCUUACAGCUUCAGCUCGGAGAAAAUCGGUUUGCUCUACCUCGGCCCAGGCCUUGGUUUCCUCACAUCUGUCCGUUUCCUGGUGCCGCGCAUCGACACGGUCUUCAACAGACUCACAGACAGGAACGGCGGCAAGGCCCUUCCGGAGUACCGCCUGCCGCUUGCAAACGUGGGCAGCAUCCUCAUCCCGGCGAGUCUAUUCUGGUUUGCCUGGACUGUACAAUACCGCGUCCAUUGGCUGGCAUCCAUCGCUUCCACAUAUUUCUAUGGCGUCGGCCAAGUGGUCGUUUUCAACAGCGUGCAGAACUACUACAUCGACUCCUUCUCGACCUAUGCUGCCUCUGCAAUCGCUGGCGGAUCUGUCUUUCGGAGUAUAGUUGGUGGAGUCGUGCCCUUGUUUGCGCCCAUGUUGUUUGACAAGCUGGGCUACGGCUGGGGGAUCAGUUGCUUUGGGUUUGUAGCGGUAUUGAUAGCCCCGAGUCCCCUGCUGUUUUAUUACUUUGGUGAGAGGGUUCGGGAGAGGUUCCAGAUUACUGUUUGA